ACUUACUUGCACCUGUUCUUCCCGCAACCCUUGCUAGCAACCGUUACAGGAUUCGUGGAAAGCAAAAAAGUCGUUGACGGUGAUAUUCCCCAGGCGGUAUUUCACUUCUGCCCCUUUGUCGCCAUGCGCUUUCUUCCCCUCUUCGCUGUUGCAACUUCUCAGGCAUAGACCCAUAGUAUUGACGCACUUUUUCGCUGAAGAGGCUGUCUAGCUACUCCUUGCAGGCUUCAACUAGCUGCCCGCACCAGAACCCCCCAAUCGCAUCAUAUCUCUAAUUAUCUAUCUCCGAGUGAUCUCCUGGCCCAACCACAGCUUCUCUCUACACAGUCUACAGAUGGCCUCGCAAAUACCCCCAUCAGCUCCAGAUCCCUCAAAUACCACUUUAAAGCCCACAGACCGGCUCUCUGAUAUCCUUCCUCCCCUCAUCUUCGGAACUGCAACCUUCAACGGCCAGUAUAACCCUGAUCCUUACGCACUCGACACCACCGGUCUGGUUGAAUCUGCCCUGCAGCUUGGCGUCCGCGCAUUUGAUACCUCCCCCUACUAUGGCCCCUCGGAGCUGCUUCUGGGCACUGCCCUGAACACGCCCUUCGUCCUUGACAACUUCCCUCGCGAGGAGUACUUUAUCCUUACUAAAGUCGGUCGAAUCGCCGGCGACGAGUUUGACUAUUCGCCCGAAUGGGUUCAGCACAGCGUGAAGCGCAGCUGUGAGCGCCUGGGCACGGCAUACUUGGAUGUGGUAUACUGCCACGACGUCGAAUUCGUCUCCGAAGACGAAGUCCUCACAGCCGUCAAGGAGUUGCGCAGACUACGCGACACAGAAGCCCUGAUCCGCUAUGUCGGCAUCUCGGGCUACCCGCUCCCCGUCCUCGCACGCCUCGCAGAACGAAUCCUAGAGGAGACAGGUGAGCCACUCGAUAUUGUCCAAAGCUACGCAAACUUCACCCUGCAAAACACCACCCUCGCCGGCCCAGACGGCAUCGAGAGACUCAGCAAGGCGGGCGUGGACGUUGUUCCCAACGCGAGCGUGCUAGGCAUGGGCAUGCUCCGCCACUCGGGCGUGCCUGUCGGCGCAAUGGGCGACUGGCACCCGUCGCCCAACAAUCUGCGCCGUGCCGUGGCCCUCGCAUCCGAGUUCUGCGACCGGCACGGCGAGCGCCUCGAGGUUAUUGCCAUCCGGUACGCGCUCGAGAGCUGGCUGCGCAUCGGAUCGCGUGUGGGAUCGCGCGGCGACCCGGCGAGCGGAGUGCCGUUUACGCGCGAGAGUAAUGCGCAGGUCGGAGGCGCGAAGAUGGGCGUCAGUGUCAUGGGUGUGAGUAAUGAUGAUGAGCUGCAGAAGACGAUGCAGGUGUGGAGGAGUAUCCUGGAUGGGUUGGAGGAUGGGCGGGAGACGGCUGUCAAGGCGGGUAGGUGGGAGCGGGACCACGAGUGGAGCUUGAAUAGGAAGCGCGCGGUGCAGAUUCUGGCUGAGGGCGUGGGCGAGUGUCUGGAUGGCUGGCUGGAUUAUGUGUGGGAGAGUCCGGGUGAGGGGUUUGUGAAUAUGAGGGGGAAGAGGAAGGGCGGGGCUGAGGAGAAGGUUGCGGAAGAGGGAGUUGCACCAUGGCCGACGCCUGAUGCGAGUCCGGAGCCGGAGUCGAUGAAGAAGGUUGAGCAGACGCUACCAUUACGUGUUGGCUUGGAUGCGCAGGGUGACAGACCUGACCGUAGCUGAGAUGAGAUCUUGGGCUAGACCGACCGUUUAGAAGGCAUGGCGCUGUAUGCUGUUUGAUAUUAUGCGUUUACACAUAGAAGCGAAGCACAUGUCAAUGUUGGAUCAACACUACUACUCUUUUUCAAUCCAGAUCCGACCGUACACGAGAUAUGGCGGAUUCCAAAAGAGAGAUAUCCCGUAAUUCAUCCACCCAUCAAAAGACGCCCGAAGAACAAAUCCACCUAUAGCGGAUUCAAUCCCAACUCCUUCUCGAGCUUCUCCGCCUUUAUUGCCU
Molecule: messenger RNA, 1985 nt
Organism: Pseudovirgaria hyperparasitica
Lineage: Eukaryota; Fungi; Ascomycota; Dothideomycetes; Acrospermales; Acrospermaceae
Product: Aldo/keto reductase
Exons: 1
Coding region: 335-1711 (458 amino acids)
Biological process (GO): dehydro-D-arabinono-1,4-lactone biosynthetic process
Cellular component (GO): cytosol
Molecular function (GO): D-arabinose 1-dehydrogenase [NAD(P)+] activity
Source: RefSeq, a predicted model, not a curated record